Messenger RNA from Penaeus vannamei (Pacific white shrimp), 1265 nucleotides. Lineage: Eukaryota; Metazoa; Arthropoda; Malacostraca; Decapoda; Penaeidae. The record is from RefSeq and is a predicted model, not a curated record.
CAAACCUUCUGUGCGAGAAGAGGAGCACCUGGGAGGUUAUCCAGAGCCAUCCAGACAUUACUGGCACAUCUUCGGCUCCUUCAACUUCACCGACCUUCACCGUGAAACAGUUAAAAGCACAAACGACAGGAAACAAGCUUGUAUUCCUUCUAGACGUCACUCCGCCAAUGGGAAUAGGUUCAGACACAUGGAAUUAUCUGCGUGAUUCGGUGAAGGAGUUCAUCCUAGUAGAGGCAACGGAUGGGAUGCAGGUGGGCCUCGUGAGCUUCACAAACACAGCAACUAAAGUGUCUGACCUCGUCACGCUUGAUACUCCAAGCAACAGGGAAUCACUGGCGGGGAAAGUACCCAAUUUACCUACGGAAGACACUCAAACCAAGAAUGUGGCUGCAGGAAUAACCAAAGCUAAAGAGGUAUUGGGUGGUGAAGGUAUGGUGAUACUGGUGACAGAGAACAUGAAAUCCCACUCGGAAGACCUGGUCGCAGCUGCCGGUGGCACUCCUGUUUGGCCCGUCCUGUACCCGCAUCUCAUUGAGGUUUCCUAUGCCAGUUAUCAGAGCCUUGCCGAUGCCAGUGGCGCGUCUGUGUUCCCUAUUGAAAAUAAUGUAGUUGAUGUUGGUGCUGCUAAUAUUCAGUCUGUUGACAACCGUGUGGCUCUCAGUCGAUGUCUCCUGGAUAUCCAAUAUCAGACGCAAGGCGAUUCACUACAGGAGAUUGUUAGUAGUUCAUGCGCUGGCAAGGAGUGCCAGAUAAGCCUAGAAGUACCAACGAAUACCAACUAUCAACAGACCUUUCACAUCGAAGUUUAUUUUACUAGAUACGAUAACUCAAACCUCAAGAUAACAGUUCGAGACCCAGCGGGCACUGCCAUUGGUAAAUCAUUUAGCCAAGAGACGGGCAUAAUUUACACAGGAUCUGCUUCACAGGUUGGUGGUACAUACACUGUUGAUGUAUCCAAAGAGGCAAAUUUUAUGGAUGUGAAGUCCUCGCUACUAGCGACCUUGCAAACAGAGUCAGGUGGAUAUGACAUUAAGCUUUGGUCAUCCCUUGACCUCCAACACUUGGAAUACACGUCAAACUCAGCCCCAACACUCUUUGCUAUGGUGGGUGACGGGGACAGCCACGUGGUUGAUGCGAGCGUCACUGCUACAGUCACGGACUCAGCCCAGAACACCGCCGUCCUGGUCAUGCGCGAUGAUGGCACAGGAGCCGAUGUCACGGGCAACGAUGGCGUGUACUCGGCCUACCUUAUAGGCCUAUCUCAG